Messenger RNA from Caenorhabditis sp. 36 PRJEB53466, 1633 nucleotides. Lineage: Eukaryota; Metazoa; Nematoda; Chromadorea; Rhabditida; Rhabditidae. The record is from the annotation of a GenBank genome assembly.
AUGUCUCAUCAAUACUCUUCGUCUUCCGCUAUGAGCAUGGUCUCGACCAACAACGUCUACAGCAACGAGCAAGUGCCACAAAAUGGUGAGUUGUACUCUUUUCCAAUCAAUUCUCAUUUCUUCCUUUCAGUUUGUAGCACUUCUCGACCAAUGAUGCCCGAUUACCCUCAGCCGAUGUCGUUCCACAUUCCAAUGUCAGCUGAGCAUCCGGUGCAGACCGGCAACAUGAUGCAGUCUCCACUUAUGAUGCCUUCUCAUUGUCCAAUUCGUGCUGAUCAUACAAUGCCGUUCCACAAUCGGAUGCCUUCUUACCAUCCGGUGCCCUUCCACACUCCGAUGCCGCCCGGCAACAUGAUGCCACCACGAAUGCCAAUUCCGUCUCACAACGCAAUGCCAUCUUUCCAUCCAGCGCAGUUCCAUGUCCCGAUGUAUGCUCAGUAUCCGUCCGGUAACAUGAUGCCGCUCCACAAUCCAACUCCUGCUGUGAACGCGGUCUCGGCCAAUUGCAACGAGCGAAUGCAACAACCUUGCGAGUUACAGUCUUUUCGAAUCGAUUCUUACUCCUUCCUUUCAGACACUGCUCAUCCCGAUCCAACACUGUCUCUUCCUGCAUCCCAGAAGAGUUCAAUUGUGGUCUCUUUGAUCGAUGAGAAGAAGCUGUGGUCGAAGUACUGCGGGAUGCCGAACGAGAUGAUGGUGCUCACCACCGGCCGCGAACUGUUCCCCAAGUUGAAGUACGAUGUGGUGGGACUGAAACGCAAUUCCCAAUACCAAAUGACCAUCCAUCUCAAGAGAAUUUCCAAAAAGUUCAUGAAGUACGAGGAAGAUGAGUGGAUAGAAAGUUCGAAGCCAGUUGACGGACCUUCCACCACAGACCGCUUCACUGUGGGGACCAUGAGCGGAGAGGAAUGGAUGAUGAUCGGAAUUGAUGCCGCACGAUUGAAAAUUUACAAUAUUGGCAAUCCGAAGAAGGUCGGAGGCAAGCCGGUCGAUCCGAAUAAUCGUGCGGAAGUUGCGAGAGCGGCUGCGAAAGCCCAGAAACUGAGGGAAACCCUGGCAAUGAGUGUAAGUUUCGGCCAAAUUCUACGAAAAGUAAUCAAUGUUUCUGUUUCAGAUUGAGGUCAAGUCACUGAUAAGGUACAUGCCAGUUCUGACAAUCUGGGAGUUCUAUUCUGACGGACUAUUGUACAAAGUCAAGGAAUUUGAGAUGCCUGAAACCCAGUUCCUCACUUGCACUGGAUACAAGGUAAGCUUCAUACUUUUGAGUAUUUGCUUUAACUCUUCAUCUUUUCAGAACCCGCUUAUCCGCGACAUGAAGUCAAGCGACAACAAGUACGUGUCUGGUCUUCCAUCCUAUCCUGACUUUCGCAGUCCUGUCGUCACUGCAGCUCCGUUCCAGAUGGAUGGCCAAGUGAUGGCUGCAUCCACUUCGGAUGUCGUCCGUUGGGAUCCCGAUAGUCCCACGAACAGUUCCGGCUACUCUUCCGAUCGCACCUCGUACUCUCCGGAAUUCGUUCCCGCCCCCUCAACUCAUCACUAUGUCCCCACUCCAGCUCCAUAUCACCCCAUUCCUUACCCUCCUGCCCAACCCGAUCUCUACUACUCUCAUGUUCCGUUCGAACAAUCCCCGUAG